UGCCAAUCAGUGCCACCUAUCAGUGCCAGUCAGUGCCGCCUAUCAGUGCCAUCAGUGCCACCUAACAGUGCCAGUCAGUGCCGCCUAUCAGUGCCACCUAUCAGUGCUACCUUUCAGUGCCCAUCAGUGAUGCCUGUCAAUGCCCAUCAGUGCCACCUACCAGUGCCUCCUCAUCAGUGCCCAUCAGUGCAGCCUAUCAGUGUCCAUCAGUGCAGCCUCAUUAGCGCACAUCAGUGAAGGAAAAAAAUAACUUAUUUACAAAAUUUUAUAA
Messenger RNA from Staurois parvus, 271 nucleotides. NCBI's taxonomy places the organism in Eukaryota, Metazoa, Chordata, Amphibia, Anura, Ranidae. The record is from the annotation of a GenBank genome assembly.